Formica exsecta is the source of this 2211-nucleotide messenger RNA. RefSeq lists its product as uncharacterized. Lineage: Eukaryota; Metazoa; Arthropoda; Insecta; Hymenoptera; Formicidae. The transcript is spliced from 2 exons. The annotation marks the transcript as partial. The record is from RefSeq and is a predicted model, not a curated record.
UAGAAAAUGAAUAAUUUUAAAUACAAAGAUUUUGAGUAUAGAUAGCAAUAUUUUUUAAUGCUCAUAAAUUAAUUAUACUUAUUAAUUUAUUUAAGAAAUUAAUAUACUUGGAAUUGAAUAUCUUUUAGCUGUACUUAUACUAGAUUUUUUAGAUAUAUACUUUUGUUUCUAUUUUAGAUGAUGGCAAUAAUGAUAGUUUAAAAACAAAUGUAACUGAAAAUAUCAGUGAGUACGAACCAACUGAUGAGGAAACUCGAAGUUCAUCAGAAAUUAAUAACACAGAGAUAACGGCAAAUUCGAACAAUAAUACUAAUGAAAUAAGCAGUGCACCCAAAAACAAUGAAUAUAGUCAAUUCAAAUUUAAUGUUCCUGGAAAUAGUGCAUGUAAUGAUUUUGAAUUAUCUGCUGAAAUGUCAAAUGGUCCUAAAGGUAACAACAAAAAAAAUUUGUGUAUUUUGCCAUACUCUACAAAGUAAAAUAGCGCGUCAUUUGGAAAACAAACACCGCGAUGAGGAUCAAGUCAAAGAUUUCUUAAAUUUACCAAAAGGAUGUGCUGAACGUUUAUAUAAAAUAGCAAGUAUAAGAAAAGAAGGAAAUUUUAUUUUCAAUGCAACAAAGGAGUUUAAUUAUGGUAGAUUGAUAACUGUUAGAAGACCUACACAAAAAACGAAACAGAAUGGUACGAAUUUUGUUAAUUGCCCUUACUGUAAUGGGUUUUAUGCGCGGAAUAAUUUAAGACAUCAUGUCCAACAAUGUAAUAAGGAUGAAAAUUCAAGUGCUCGAACAACUUUACAAAAUGCUCGAAGAGCUCUUGGCAGAUAUCAUUCAGAAACAAGCAGAAGAAUGAGAGUAGAAAUAUUGCCAAUCUUACAAGAAAAUGAAAUAACCAAAGCUAUAAGAUAUAAUCGUGCAAUUAUUCUCUAUGGAAAUAAUAUGUGCAAAAGCCAUGUUCAUGAACAUCAGAAUAACUAUAUACGGGCUCACCUACGUCUCCUAGGUCGUUUAGUAUUAGCUUUGAGAAAUCGAAACUCUGAAAUUAAUACUUUAGCUGAUGCAUAUGCUCCACAAUUUUACAAAAUGAUCAUUGAGGCAGUCAAUGACGUUGCAGAAUUUGAUUAUAAUACAAAUAUGUAUAAACAUCCAACUAAUGCAUCUACUCUUGGUGGUACCUGUAUAAAAAAAAUCGGCAAAAUCUUAGAUGUUAUAUAUAUGGUAGACAAUGAUUUAAUAAAGCGGAAAGAUGUUGAGGAUUUUAUGAAGAUUUAUGAUGUAGAUUUUAGUGGAACUGUAAAUAAGGUGGUAAUAGGAACCCAAACAAAAAUGAAACGACAAAAAAAGAUAGUAUUGCCUCGAACAAGUGAUAUUAAAAUUCUAAGCGAUUAUUUGAAAAAAAAAAUAAAUGAGAAUAGUAAAAUAUUAUCAAAAGAAUUUUCAUACGAAGCAUGGAAAGCAUUAGCCGAGGUAACUCUUAUAGCCAUUCAAGUAUUUAAUCGUCGCAGAGCCGGAGAAACUGAAAGGAUUUUAAUUAACGACUAUAAAAACUAUGAAUGCGCCUGUGGUACAAAUGCUAUGUGUAAAUCUUCCAAACAAACCGACAAAACUCAUAACUAUGUUAGAUUUACUAUUCGCGGAAAAUUAAAUAGAACAGUUCCAGUGCUAUUAGAUACGCAAAUGUUAGAAAGUAUUCAACUCUUGUUACAAUUUCGAAAGGAUGCUAAGGUGCCAUCAAGAAAUCCUUUUUUGUUUGGAUUACCUAGUGUUAAUAAAAGACACUAUAAACAUUUACGAGCUUGUAGAUUAAUGCGAGAUUUUGCAAGUGAAUGUGGAGCAAAAAAUAUUUCCACACUGCGUGGUACUACCUUGCGCAAACAUGUUGCAACACAAUGUGUGGAUUUAAACUUGACAGAUAAUCAAAUAACGAGGGUAGCAAACUUUAUGGGUCAUCAUGAACACAUUCACAAAGAGAUUUAUAGGCAACCCGUUGCUAAAGUUGAUAUACUAGAAAUGUCAAAGAUUUUAGAAAAAGCUCAAGGAGUGAAUAUGACGACAACCUCUAACGAAACUGAUGUAACUAUGAACAGUGAAAACAAUAAUCUUUCCUUCAAUAAUCAAGACAUAUCACAGACAUUUGUCGAUACAAAUGAAGCAUCUACUGAUACUUCAAUAGAAACAAAGGAAAAAAAGGAAGUUUGGAAAAAAAAGAAACAGAAA